Molecule: messenger RNA, 1669 nt
Organism: Lathyrus oleraceus (garden pea)
Lineage: Eukaryota; Viridiplantae; Streptophyta; Magnoliopsida; Fabales; Fabaceae
Product: ADP-ribosylation factor GTPase-activating protein AGD12
Exons: 9
Coding region: 521-1528 (335 amino acids)
Molecular function (GO): GTPase activator activity; phospholipid binding
Source: RefSeq, a predicted model, not a curated record
AAUGCAAAUGUUAAUCUUUCAUGAAUUCUAAUAAUUUUUUUCAAACAUACACAUUCUUAUCUAAUUCAUUGUAAUUGAAAAACAAAAUCUCAAAUUUAAUAUUUGGUUGAUGAUUGAAGAGGGUUCCCAAUUCCCUCCCAUCAUUGUUUUUGUUUUUGUUGUUGUUUGGUUGUGAGCAAAAAUUGCAUGCAUAAUGCUUGUGUUAAGUCUUAUGCGGUUGUUGAAUGUUUACUUUUUAACACAUGCGACCAAACAAUUUUGAUGUCUGCUAAUUCAAACAAAAAUCUGACUUUUUUUAUUUAUAGACCAACCACUCAAUAAAAAAUGAAAAACUCCCACAUGGGUGUGUGUUGUUUAUGAAUUGUAAAUUGAUCUUUAUUCUCUUUUGAGAAAAUUGACAUGAUUAGCCCUCAGGCUGCAAAGGCUGCAAUGGAAUUAGUCUUCCCACCAUGCAGUGGAAUUAGUCUGUUGCCAGCAUUAAUUAGUAGAUUAACUUGAGAGGUGUUAGAGGAUUUCAAGGAUGUCGAUGAAUAGACGUUUGGAAUUCGGGAGGCCUGUCUCAAGUAAAAAAAGAUUGAAGGAUUUAUUGGUUCAAAAAGAUAAUCGUUUUUGCGCUGAUUGUGGUUCUCCGGAUCCUAAAUGGGCGUCAGCCAAUAUUGGGGUUUUUGUAUGCUUAAAAUGCUGUGGUGUGCACAGAAGUCUUGGUACUCAUAUAUCAAGGAUUUUGUCGGUGACAUUGGAUGAAUGGUCUGGUGAUGAAAUAGAUGCAAUGAUGGAAGUUGGAGGAAAUGCUUCUGCAAAUUCGAUUUAUGAGGCUUAUAUUCCAGAAGGAUAUACAAAGCCUGGACCAGAUGCCAGUCACGAGGAACGUGCAAAAUUCAUCAGGUCAAAGUAUGAGAGUCAAGAAUUUUUGAAACAUAGUCUGCGUAUAGUAUCAACAAAAUCAACAAAAUCAACAAAAAGCAGUCGUCAAUCAAGUUUCGCCAAAACGUUAAUGGAUAGCUUUCGAACUACAAGUGGUUCAAAGAAAAUGGAAGGAAUGGUAGAAUUCAUUGGAAUGUUGAAAGUGAAAGUGGUCAAAGGCACAAAUUUAGCAAUCAGAGAUAUGAUGACAAGCGAUCCCUACGUCAUUUUGAAGCUUGGCCAACAGACCGUUCAGACGGCCGUGGUAAAGAGUAAUUUGAAUCCAGUCUGGAACGAAGAACUUAUGUUGUCGGUUCCUGAGCAAUUUGGAUCGAUAAGUUUGAAGGUAUUUGAUCAUGAUAUUUUUUCGGCGGAUGAUAUAAUGGGAGAAGCAGAGAUUGAUCUUCAACCUCUGAUAACAUCUGCAAUCGCAUUUGGAGAUGCUGGAAUGUUUGAUGAUAUGCAAAUAGGAAAGUGGCUGAAAUCAAAUGACAAUGCACUUGUAGAAGAUAGCAUAGUCAAUAUCAUUGAUGGUAAGGUUAAACAAGAUAUGUUAAUCAAGCUUCAGAAUGUGGAAUGUGGAGAAUUAAACUUAGAACUUGAGUGGUUAUCUCUUAAUCAUUAGGUGAAUUCCUGUAUUUAAUCUGUUCAUAUUGAUCUCUUAAAGAAAUAUUUAUGUUUUUUCUACUCGAACACUAGUUUUUUCGAUCAAAUAGAGAGAAUGUUUCGUUUUAAAUUCUAAUAUUCAUGUUGAUUUUCAGAUUUA